Molecule: messenger RNA, 729 nt
Organism: Sorex araneus (European shrew)
Lineage: Eukaryota; Metazoa; Chordata; Mammalia; Eulipotyphla; Soricidae
Gene: CASP14
Product: caspase 14
Exons: 6
Coding region: 1-729 (242 amino acids)
Biological process (GO): proteolysis
Molecular function (GO): cysteine-type endopeptidase activity
Source: RefSeq, a predicted model, not a curated record
AUGAGCAGCCUUCCACCUUUGGAAGAGGAGGCGUAUGACAUGUCAGGCGCCCGCCUCGCCCUGACGCUGUGUGUCACCAAGGCCCGGGAAGGUUCCGAGGCCGACCUGGAUGCCCUGGCACGCAUGUUCGAGAAACUGGGGUUUGACAGCACCACGAGAAGAGACCCAACAGCCCAGCAAUUCCACGAAGAGCUGGAGAAGUUCCGAGAGGCCAUGGACGCCCGGGAGGACUUUGUCAGCUGUGCCUUCGUGGUGCUCAUGGCGCACGGCGUGGAGGGUCUCCUCAAGGGAGAGGACGGGCAGAUGGUGGAGCUGGACCGUCUCUUCAAGAUUCUGAACAACAAGAACUGCGAGGCCCUGAGGGGCAAGCCCAAGGUGUACAUCAUACAGGCCUGCCGAGGAGAGCAACGGGACCCCGGGGAAACCAUGGGCGGAGAUAAGAUCAUGAUGGUCACCAAGGAUAGCGCGCAAACAAUCCCCACGUACACAGACGCCCUGCACAUCUACUCCACCAUGGAGGGGUACAUCGCCUACAGACAUGACAAGGACGGUUCGUGCUUCAUCCAGACACUGGUGGAUGUGUUCACCCAGAACAGGGGGCCCAUCCUGGAGCUGCUGACCGAGGUGACCCGGCGGAUGGCAGAAGCAGAGCUGAUUCAAGAAGGGAAGCCAAGGAAAGUGAACCCUGAGGUCCAGAGCACUCUCCGGAAGCGCCUGUACCUGUACUAG